Messenger RNA from Syngnathus typhle (broad-nosed pipefish), 1387 nucleotides. RefSeq names its product ADP-ribosylation factor 4-like. The record is from RefSeq and is a predicted model, not a curated record. Gene Ontology annotation, biological process: vesicle-mediated transport; intracellular protein transport. Gene Ontology annotation, cellular component: plasma membrane; cytoplasm. NCBI's taxonomy places the organism in Eukaryota, Metazoa, Chordata, Actinopteri, Syngnathiformes, Syngnathidae. The transcript is spliced from 6 exons. Gene Ontology annotation, molecular function: GTP binding; GTPase activity. The coding region runs from base 148 to 687 and encodes 179 amino acids.
GAUGAUGACGUGACGCAUUCCACGUUGGCCCGGACGUGGCAGUCGGUACGGGGAUUUUCCGAAAUAAUAUCGAACAUUUCUUACACCUUUGUCUUUUGUUUUAAGAAUUAGGGUAUUCGCGGAGGAAUCAAACAUCACCUAGCAGUUAUGGGGCUGACUUUAUCUUCAGUGUUUGGUCGACUUUUUGGCAAAAAACAAAUGAGGAUUUUAAUGGUUGGUCUGGAUGCAGCUGGAAAAACUACCAUCUUGUACAAGCUGAAGCUUGGCGAAAUAGUAACUACCAUCCCAACUAUAGGUUUCAAUGUGGAGACGGUGGAAUACAAAAAUAUCAGUUUCACCGUGUGGGAUGUGGGUGGCCAGGACAAGAUCAGACCUCUGUGGCGACAUUACUUCCAGAACACACAGGGCCUCAUUUUUGUUGUGGACAGCAAUGACAGAGAAAGAGUGGCUGAGGCUGCAGAGGAGCUCUCGAAGAUGCUGGGCGAGCAAGAGUUGAAGGAUGCCGUGUUGCUGGUGUUUGCCAACAAACAGGACCUCCCCAACGCCCUGUCUAUUAACGAGCUCACCGAAAAAUUAGCUCUCAACAAGCUGCGGAACAAAGAGUGGCACCUUCAGCCGACCUGUGCCACCCAGGGCAGCGGCUUGUACGAAGGACUGGACUGGCUUUCUGCGGAGCUGUCCAAGUAGAUGCGGCCCAACGAUAAGGAUGAAAGCCUGAACUUUCACACGGACAUUCAACGUUUGGUCCUCCAGCUGCGGAGGACAUGGCUGAUGGCCAGUAGUUUUCUUUUUUUUUUUUUUAAAAUGUUUUAUGACAGGGGCGGUUAAGGUGUUGUCGAAUUGUCCGAGUUUCAUUCUAUUGUCUGACCAGCAAUCUGUGAGUGUCAUCAUAAAAAUGAUGCAAUUUGACCACUUGAGUAAUUCCAGUCUGAUAUUAUUAGGUUAAUGUUUCUUAUGUUCUGAUCAGUGGCUACUGACCAGGAUUUGUUUUUGAAGUGUUCUUCCACAGCAUUGCCUCCCACUGAAUGGAUCCAAAAAGGAACAUUGUGCCUUUUUUCUCAUGCUUUAUGCUUAUCACCUACCGAAGAUGUUGUGACUUUAAAAAUACAAAAGACUUCUUUGUACUGUUUUUCUGGGUGCACUAUUUUCCUAACCAAAAGUCUGCUCGUAACAUUUUGUCAAGGCUAGCAAGAUUGUUACAUCUAACUGUUUAAAUACAAAAAAAUGAUUCAUUGUGUACUCAUUGCAAAAGUGAUCUGCAUGACAAUAAUUGUUGAUAUUUCUUUUGCUUGUAAUGUUUGCUCGCAAAUACUUAAUAUUUAGUGCGAUUCUCUUGUUACCUAAUUCUUGUCUAAGAAAUAAACAUCUUUUCUGAGAGCCAAUUGAA